Messenger RNA from Syngnathus typhle (broad-nosed pipefish), 3063 nucleotides. RefSeq names its product SCY1-like, kinase-like 3 (gene scyl3). Bases 429 to 2618 code for a protein of 729 amino acids. The record is from RefSeq and is a predicted model, not a curated record. Gene Ontology annotation, molecular function: ATP binding; protein kinase activity. The transcript has 14 exons. Gene Ontology annotation, biological process: protein phosphorylation. Lineage: Eukaryota; Metazoa; Chordata; Actinopteri; Syngnathiformes; Syngnathidae.
UUUAAACUUCUUGAAGCACAAAAAAAAAAAACGAGCAAUGUGCAGUGCAAUACAAUUAAUUCAUUUUUAAAAUGAAUAAGUUAAAUAUAAAUUGAACUAAAAAGAAGAAGAAAAAUCCCAAUGCUGUGAAUGUCUCCCCCUCGUGUGUCGUGGGUUUACCGAUACCGGAAAUGUCUGUGUUUACAGCGCGUUAGCAUAGUCAGAAGCCAUUCGGAGUCCUUUCGUUUUUGUAAACAACAACCUGACCAUUUAAAUUACUCGCGUGAAUUAUUAAGUUUCAUAAGGCCCCGUAUGGUGGUUUGGAAGCCGUCCGGGCUACGGCGAGUUGUAGCAAUGGCCAGCUGACUCGGCAACUAGCGAGGCUGGCUAACAUCUUCCUCGCCGCCAGUGGAGUCAAACAGGUGCAGUGCGGUGGAUGGUGAGCAGCAAUGGGCGCCGAGAGCAGCGCCGUGCGGAGUUGCACACCGGAGGAGCCGCUCCUGAGCCUGCCCUUUGGUCUCACCAUGUUCGCUGCAGUGCUCCAGGACGGAAGGGCCGCUUCAGUGUUUGUUCACAAGCGCGGCAAUGAAGAUAAGGUCAAUAAAGCAGCUAAGCACCUGAAGACCCUGAGGCACCCUUGCCUGCUGCGCUUCCUGUCCUGCUCGGUGCAGGACGGCAGCAUCCACCUGGUGACGGAGCGGGUCAAGCCUCUGGAGCUGCUGCUGGACGGCCUCUCGCCAGAAGAGAUCUGCGCCGGAAUCUACGACCUCCUGCAGGCAAUUGUCUUUCUGCACGAGAGGGGGAAGUCAAGCCACAACAACGUGUGCAUCUCGUCUGUGUUUGUCAGUGAAGAUGGACAUUGGAAACUUGGAGGGAUGGAGACAGUCUGCAAGUUCUCGGAAGCAACUCCAGAGUUUCUUGUUAGUAUUCAGAGCGUGAGAGACGCCAGCUGUGUUCCACCAGAGGAGCAGGUGGAGGGCUUUAAAAUGCUUCCAGAUAAAAACGCUCACGCUCGGGACUGUUACUCGUUUGGCUCCAUGCUCGAAGCCCUCCUGCCUCUCUUGAACGAUUACGUGUCACAGGAGCUUUCCGAUAGCCUGAAAAAGACCCUGCAGGCGGGCCCGCUGAACUCUGACCCCUCAUAUCGGCCCGCCCUCAGUUCCCUGCUGACUCACGAUUUUUUCAGGAACGACUUUCUGGAGGUGAUGAACUUUCUGACCAGCCUCACACUGAAGACGGAGGAAGAAAAGAAUGAGUUCUUCAAGUUUCUUCUUGACAGAGUCCAGGGCCUCCCUGAAGAGCUGACGGCCGUACGUCUGGUCCCCAAACUCCUCAACUCCCUGGUGUUUGCCGAGCCGAUGGCGGUCAAAAGCUUUCUGCCGCACCUCCUAAAGCCAAAGAAGGAUUGCGGUAGCGGUGAAGAAUGCCUGCUGUCCGUGUCUCUUUACCGCAAGCACGUCAUCCCACAGCUCCUCAAGCUCUUCAGAGUCAACGAGGAGCACGUGCGGAUGGUGUUGUUGGUGCACAUCCACAUCUACGCUCAGUUCUUCUCCCACGAGGAACUGAAGGUUCAGAUCCUACCUCAGGUUUUGCUCGGGAUGAGAGACACCAAUGACGCUCUGGUCGCCAUGACGCUGCAGAGUCUGGCCGUGUUGGUGCCUUUGCUUGGUGCUCAGGUGGUGGUGGGAGGAGAGAGAACUAAGGUCUUUAAACGCUCCACUCCCAAUUUCAGCAGGUCAGCAGAGGCCACGCCGGAAACAUCGCCCGUCCACAUCAUCGGAGGCUCCUUCCCUCAGAUGGAGCAGCCUUCCAAGGUUUUAAAUUUGUUCCCCAGACCGCCUGAAGACCUUCAGGGCAACACAGAGCAAUUAAUGGGGAGAACAGAGAUUUCAAGAAACACGCUGGAAGCAACAACAGGCGUCAGCAAACCUAUGUUUCUCUCCUUAAAUGGCUUCCGCCAGCACGUUGACGCCAACUCCUCCAGCCCAGAGGAGGCGGCGCACUCACCGAAAGGCCGCAGGGAGGACUGGCCUGACUGGAGCGAUCCGGAUGAGGGUGAGGAUGGAAAAAGCCAGCCGGUCCAGAUCCUCAUCGAGUCCUCAGAUGCGGCUAGACUGCACCAGACGGUAGAAGCUGAAGAGCCUUGGGAUGAUUUUGAGGACAAUGACGCCACCUCCGAGGCUUCUCCCGCAACACCGGUUGUAUUUACUUCAUCCCCUGAAAAACAAACCACUGAGCCACUAAAACUGGGAGCUUCCAAACCCCUCAAACUGGGCACAGCGGCACAACCUGCUAAUCAAGCCUCAGUGGACCCCAAGACUGCGGUGCCGCAGAACCUCAGGCCCUCGGGAGGUCUCGGCGAGGAGUUCACCAUCAAGGUGAAGAAGAAGCAGCAAGAAGCAGACCCAGAGCUGGAUUUGUUUGCGGACAUGGUGCCGGACAUUAAGCUAUCCUCUUCGGCUCUGCUCAUACUGAGCGGGAGCGGCGACGCCACGUCGACGUUGCGCAAUGCUGCUAUCGACACAUCGACAACAACGCUGUCUGCCAAGUUUGCUGCUACAAGUGAGACUGAGGCUGAAGCAGAAGGUUGGGGUGAUGGGGACGACCUCAACUGGGAGGAUGAAAAUGGUUGGGGAUGACAUUAACCAGGAACCCACUCUAGAACACUCCCCCCCCCAAAAGUAGUAAACCCUUAAAAUAUACCAAUUCUGAUUUUUUGACGCAAGAAGAAUGAGCUGCCUUUGUUAAUUCAACUGGAAGGAAUCAAUGCUGAUCAGAUGGGUGGGGGAUAUAAAUGAAGCCAUUUUUAAUUGCUUGCCAACUGACAUGGAUAAUGCUGACAGGACAUGGUGAGGGGAAAAGUGCCAACUUUGCUAAGGGCACGUGAAGAUCUGGAUUUCUCCAACCCGAGUCAGGUUUGAUGCCCAGAAGACUUGUUACACUUUGAAUGUGGAGUAUGGAUCAGAUUAAUUUAUGAGUGGCUUUUUGGGGAAGUUGCUGGUGAAAUCAAAGCGUUUACUGUACAGAAGCCUGAUUUUGUCUUUUUGGGCCUAUUAAAAUGUUUACCGUGUUGUAAAACUAUAA